Messenger RNA from Myotis lucifugus (little brown bat), 6919 nucleotides. It is a transcript of the gene ZNF654, whose product is annotated as zinc finger protein 654. Gene Ontology annotation, molecular function: DNA-binding transcription factor activity, RNA polymerase II-specific; DNA binding. The transcript has 9 exons. Bases 231 to 3620 code for a protein of 1129 amino acids. Gene Ontology annotation, cellular component: nucleus. Gene Ontology annotation, biological process: regulation of transcription by RNA polymerase II. The record is from RefSeq and is a predicted model, not a curated record. NCBI's taxonomy places the organism in Eukaryota, Metazoa, Chordata, Mammalia, Chiroptera, Vespertilionidae.
ACCAAUGGUAGUAGAAAGGCGGGCAUGUGCAUGAUUGGCGGCUAGAUUUCUCCAUUGAAAACUGGGGGCGUGGGUGGGCGGAGCCGGAAGUAGAGCCAGACGAGAGGCCCCAGUCCACCAGGGGCGGAGAGAAGGGGGAGGGAACUAGAGGAGGAGGAGGUUAGCCGAGGCUGCUACAGCGGCGGCGGCGGCGGCGCAGGGGCUGGUACGCGCUGGGCGGCGAGAGCCUCAUGGCGGAGGAAGAGAGCGACCAAGAGGCCGAACGCCUCGGAGAAGAGCUCGUGGCCAUUGUGGAGUCCCCGCCAGGCCCUGCGGGGCUUGGAGUUGCGGGCGACGGCAACGACGGCACUGGCGGCAGCAGCUGCGGUGGCGGCGUCGUCGGGAUCAGCAGUCGGGAUUACUGCCGACGCUUCUGUCAGGUGGUUGAAGAUUAUGCUGGAAGAUGGCAAGUCCCUUUGCCGCAACUUCAAGUUCUUCAGACUGCACUUUCCUGUUUUACAUCAGCCAGUGCAUCAUUCCCAGAUGAAUGUGAGCACGUACAAUAUGUGUUAAGUAGCCUUGCCUUGAGUUUCUUUGAGUUGCUGCUUUUUUUUGGAAGAGAUGAGUUUUAUGAAGAGCCCUUAAAGGAUAUUCUUGGAUCAUUCCAGGAAUGCCAGAAUCACCUCCGCAGAUAUGGAAAUGUGAAUCUGGAACUGGUGACUCGAAUCAUUAGAGAUGGUGGCCCAUGGGAAGAUCCAGUGUUGCAAGCUGUUCUUAAAGCCCAGCCAGCAUCUCAGGAGAUAGUGAACAAAUACUUAAGUUCGGAAAAUCCACUAUUCUUUGAACUACGUGCCAGAUACCUAAUUGCUUGUGAACGCAUACCCGAAGCAAUGGCUCUUAUUAAAUCUUGUAUAAAUCACCCAGAAAUCAGCAAAGACUUGUAUUUCCAUCAAGCACUCUUCACAUGUCUAUUUAUGUCACCUGUAGAAGAACAGCUAUUCCGGGAGCAUUUAUUGAAAACUGAUUGUAAGAGUGGAAUUGAUAUCAUCUGUAACACUGAAAAAGAAGGCAAGACUAUGUUAGCCUUACAACUCUGUGAAUCUUUUCUUAUUUCACAGCUCCAGAAUGGGGAUAUGUAUUGUAUCUGGGAGUUGAUUUUCAUAUGGAGUAAACUUCAGCUUAAGUCUAAUCCUUCAAAACAAGUUUUUGUAGAUCAAUGCUACCAGCUUUUAAGAACAGCAACUAAUGUGAGAGUCAUAUUUCCUUUCAUGAAAAUCAUUAAAGAUGAGGUUGAAGAAGAAGGCUUACAAAUUUGUGUUGAAAUAUGUGGUUGUGCUCUACAACUAGACCUUCAUGAUGAUCCCAAAACUAAGUGUCUAAUUUAUAAAACAAUUGCACAUUUCUUGCCAAAUGAUUUGGAGAUCCUCAGGAUUUGUGCACUCUCAAUAUUUUUUCUUGAACGCUCCUUGGAAGCUUAUCACACUGUUGAAGAGCUUUACAAAUGUCCAGAUGAAGAAUAUAAUGAAGGCACCAGUAGUGUUCAAAAUCGUGUUCGUUUUGAAUUACUUCCAAUUUUGAAAAAGGGAUUGUUUUUUGAUCCUGAAUUCUGGAACUUCGUAAUGAUUAAGAAAAACUGUGUAGCAUUACUGAGUGAUAAAUCAGCAAUCAAAUUUCUAAAUGAAAAUACACUGGAAAAUUCUAUAGGUAAUCUAAAAAAGACAUUGGAACAGAAAGGUUUAGAUGAAGGUGUUGACUCUUUUACAGAUCAGAGCACUGGAGAGCUUGAUCCUGAUGAUAUAUCUGGAGUACAACCUAAAGGCCAUGUUAACACAAAGAAAAACCUUACUGCUCUUAACACUUCUAAAGUAGACCACAGUGUCCCAAGGCAUCGGUGUAUGUUAUGUAAUAAGGAAUUUCUAGGCGGUCACAUUGUAAGGCAUGCCCAGGCUCAUCAGAAAAAGGGCAGUUUUUCCUGUGUUAUAUGUGGUAGGAAAUUUAGAAACAGAGGACUUAUGCAGAAGCAUUUAAAAAAUCAUGUUAAAAAAAUACAAAGACAUCAAAUUACUGUAGCUCAACAGGAGGAUCAGGAAACUCCUGCUUUGGAAGAAAUAAACUUUUCCAAUUCUUCAAUUUCAUUUGAAAACGGAGAUUUCGAUAAUAAAGAGUUGGAAAUACCGACUAUUAAUACUUCCAAUGAUGGAAACGAAGCAGUCAUCCCUGAGCAUGUGGCUGAAUUCACUGAAAUUCCCAUAAGUGUAUCAGAAGAUGUCAUUGAAAACAUUGAAAAUGGCAGUCCUGACACUUAUAUAAAUAAUGUAUUGGAACCUUUAACUGUAUGUGAGGAUGAUUACGAGGAGGAAGAGGAUGAAGAAGGUGAUUAUGAAGAAGAUGAUUAUGACCUGAAUCAAGAAACUCCAGCACUUCAUAAAAUUAAUGGAACUUUGUGCCAUCCAAAAGACAUAUAUGAUAUAGAUCAAAAAGGAAACUUUAAGUGCCCUGCUCUUGGUUGUGUUAGGAUAUUUAAAAGAAUUGGAUUUCUCAAUAAACAUGCAAGGACUGCACAUCCAACUGACUUAAAUGUGCGGCAAACGGUAAUGAAGUGGAGCAAAGGAAAAUGCAAAUUCUGUCAAAGGCAGUUUGAAGAUUCUCAGCAUUUUAUAGAUCACCUUAAUAGACACAGCUAUCCAAAUGUGUACUUUUGUUUGCAUUUUAAUUGCAAUGAGUCGUUUAAGCUGCCAUUCCAGCUUGCUCAGCACACAAAAAGUCACAGGAUAUUUCAGGCCCAGUGUAGUUUUCCAGAAUGCCAUGAGCUUUUUGAAGAUCUUCCUCUGUUAUAUGAACAUGAAGCUCAGCACUAUUUAAGUAAAACACCGGAAUCAUCUGCACAACCAAGAGAAGCAAUUGCUUGGGAUGUUCUUACAGACUCAAAUAACAGUUAUCAGGAAAAAGACUCAUCUAGUAAUGAGAAACAAGCUAUUAGCCUGCCAGUUUGUACUAGCAAAUCAAGGAAAGAUUCUACAGAACCAAAGACAUGUAUAGACAGUAUGGAAAAGAAGACAGACAGUUUAGUUCAGAAUGGAAAUGAACAUUCUGAUGACACUGUUUCUGAUAUAAGCUUGACAGACCAAAAGAUGCCUGACCUAGAGCCAAAUUCUGAAAAUAAUUGUAGUAUUAUCGAUUUAGUCAAUGGACACGGUGGAAUAGAACAGACAUCUUUAGUUUCAUCAGGUUCUGCUUUGAAAAUUGAUACAAAUAGAAUCAGAACAGAAAAUGGUUCCAUUUUACCCAAUGUUGUAUCACAAGAACACAGUACCCUGCCAGUAUCUCAGGCACCAUCCAAACCAAAUAUGAUGAGCGAACAUACUUCAUAUGGCUUAAUUUUAUCAAAGCCAUAUGUCAGACCAUUGCCUCCCAGUUACCUUGAUGAACGGUACCUUAGUAUGCCAAAACGCAGAAAAUUUCUGACUGAUAGAAUAGAUGCCUGUUCUGAUCAAGAUAACAUUUGUAAAAAAUCAGUGAAAAGAUUAAGAUGUGGCAAAUGCCUGACCACCUACUGUAAUGCAGAAGCACUUGAGGCUCACCGUGCACAAAAGAAAUGUCAGGCACUCUUUGGAUUUGAUUCAGAUGAUGAAAGUGCCUGAUAAAAAUGUAUCAGAAAGAUCUGUCGAUCAAGCAGUAGUGUGAAAAAAGCACUACAAGAAAAUGCAUCAUCAGUUUGCUAUUUCCCUGACGGCCUUAAUUUUAGAGUGGUCUAGGAUUAGUUAAAGACAAAGCACAUUGUCUAGAAUGAACUCACAGAGAUGUGCUAGUUCAGAUUCCAAAAGGGUUAUUACAAAACUCCCAAAGUACCAGUUAUCCAGAAAACCACAUUUAAAAAAAAAAGUUCAUGAGAUUAAUAGCAGCACGUUCAGUUUCGCUUAAGUGAGAAACUUGUUCAGGCAACUAGUCAGAAAGAGAAACCAGCUAUGGCCUUACAGAAAGGGAGUUAACCCAUUUAAAAAGGGGGAGGGGUUGGUUUACAAUAAACAACUUAAAGUAUUCUACAAAUGGGAUGGUUUACUUGUCAUGUAUAAUCAGAUUUUGACCUCCCUUCUGACCAAACAUGGCUUAAGGAAUCACUACUAGGUUUAUUAUAAUUUAGAAACUGAUACAUGAAAAUAAAACUUGAUUUAUCACUGUUCUAUCCAUAAAAGAUUGUAACUUGUUUCCAGAUGAUUGAAUAGACAGGUCAAAGUUCAAUAUAUGGCAUGCCAGUAUUUAAAAGUAAAAAAACAAAAGACAAAACAGUGCUUUGCUGGAACCUUCCACUUUCCAUUUUUGUGAUACCAAUGAAUUAUAAAGGCAGCAGUGUCAAUUAAAUAGAAAAAGUACCAUUGGUAACUUUGGGGAUAGAUGGGAGGAAUUUUAAGACCAUUAAAGGCUAUCUAGUUGGUGGAAAACACUGAAUUGCAAAUUCCUCAAUGUGAAUAAUGGUAUAAGCACACUGGGAUAUUUCUAUUUGUAUAUAGAGUAGUGUUGGGACAUUGCUUGAUGAUUCAUAGUAAGGUCCUUUAGACAUUAAUGUGAGUUAUCUAAGUACAGUCCUAUAAAAACUGGCUGUAAAAAAUAUGUAAGCUAAGAAUCAGGUCAAGAACUCAUUGGUUUUAUUCAUUUAGAAUAGUUAGUUAUAAAAUAAGCCAUACUACUCAUGCUUUCUUAUUUAUUAGUGAUAGAUUUGGUCUGAUUGAUUUUUAUAUAUAUAUGAAAGGAAAUAUUUACAUAAAAAUUUGCACAGCAAGAACACAGUAAGAUAUAUUGAUGCAUUUAUUUUCCUUGAUGACCAGUAAUUUUCCUAAGGAAGAUUUUAACUUAAUAAAUUAAUACAAAAAAUGUUUUAAAAAUACCCUCUCAGAUGUGUUCUACUUGUACAUUCUCUAAAAGAGGAAGGCUAAAGACCUUUUAUCUAAUAAUGUGUUAAUCUAUAGCAGGGAUAAAAUGAAAAAUGCAAAGGCAAAUUCUUCAAAAACUGGGCUAGUAAUGUACCAAUGUCAACCAAAUAAAUAUUCCAGUAUUCCGACACAUUUUUGUUCAAAGCAGAUAAUCUGAUCAGAGCCUAAUAUAUCCAUAUAUUUUGAAUAUUAAACUUUGGCAUAUUAAAGUUUCUUGAAUGAAGUUACCAAGCAAGUGGAACAUUUCUUCCAGGGCAUCAUCUAGACCAGUGAUGGCAAACCUAUGACACGCGUGUCAGAGGUGACACGCGAACUCAUUUUUUUUGGUUGAUUUUUCUUUGUUAAAUGGCAUUUAAACAUAUAAAACAAAUAUCAAAAAUAUAAACCUUUGUUUUACUAUGGUUGCAAAUAUAAAAAAAUUUCUACGUGACAAGGCACCAGUGUUAAGUUAGGGUUUUUCAAAAUGCUGACACGCCGAGCUCAAAAGGUUCGCCAUCACUGAGCUAGACUAUUGAAUUAAGAUUUCCAAGUCACAAUAGAUCAUGGUAGGUCAAAUAUCUAAAAAAUUUCCCAAUUUUAUUAGCUUAGUUAUCAUGUGCAUUCACUACUAUACAAUUGACAGUCAUAAAUCCAUUCCAAUAAAAUUUAGGUUUUUUGUUUUUUAAUUUUAUUUUUAUUGUAGCCUACAUUAGGCUGUGGAAUUUACAUUUAAAUUGCAUAAGUAAACACAAAUCAGUUAGAUUUUUUAAUUCUUUAAGGUCAACUUAAAAUCUUUUCCAUACUCCCUGACACUAAAAAUAUAAUACAUGAGAUCUAUUUCAGUUUAGUCUAAAAUAAUCAUGUAAUUAAGUCUGUCUGGAAACUAGUUCAUUUGGACAAUAAAGUUAUUUUUGAAAUAUAAUUUCUGCUUCAUUUUCCGGAAGUUUAAAAUUACCACUUAACAUUUUUAACUCUUUACUUUUUUGUAAGUUGAAACUAUCACGUCUACAAAUUACUUUCAUUCAUUUUGCAGUUCAUACCAAGAUGUUUUUAAAUAUAUUGCAUAUGUUAUUAUGUCUUUGAGGUUUUAUUUCUAUUAUGUUGCUAAGGGAAAACUUUGGGAGAUUGAUCAAAUCGGUUUAUACAUAAAUCAAGGAAUGUCUUAUAAAAUUCUAUUUGAACACACUGUUCUCACUCUUUAUAUAUUUCUCAGAUAAUUGUUAUUGAAAGAAUGUGUACAUUUUAUGUAUGUUUUAUAACACACAAACUUAUGUCAUUUUGCUUGUAGAGGAUGUAUAAACUUCCAACAAUUCUAGUUUGGGAUCCAGAAGAAAAGGAAGCUUUCUUCCUCAAUUUAUUCUCUUUCUUUUUUACUCCUUCUGUUUUGAGGAUAUGUUUAACUUACAUGGACCAAGUUUCAAUCCUAUGUUUUUAAAUAAAAAAAAAAUUGCCUUCAAAACAUUACAUACUAACUUUCUAUGUUUCAGUAAGGUCAAGAAAAUAGCAAAUCUGAAUUUUUGCUGCUCAGAUAUUUUGGGAGAGGUAAAAAAGGAAUCUCCGUGGACAAGGACACUGGUACUUUGGGCUUUAGCCAUAUUCGUUUUUUUAAACCACCAAUUAUAUAAUGAGUAGAUAAUUUAUAACAUUGAACUUGUGAUUCUUCUGAAAUCACACUUGAAGGUUCAGCCGUACUCCUUUUGUGUUUGGUUUAAACUGUUGUAUGGAUGAAAAACCUAAAAGGGAUGAUAGUGUUUAUUUUUUAAUUUAUUUGGUACUGUAAAACACCUUUUCAGAAUGACUAAAUGCUGCAUAUGCAUUUUGGAAUUGUUAAUAUGUGAAAGAUAUUACAGUUUCAGCAAGAAAGGAAUUUGUGCUUCCUUGUUGAACAUUAAAUUAUUUUACUUUGCAUUUUAUAAGAGUACAAAUUAAAACUGAGCCAUUGAACUGCAAUAAAUCAACAAUAGUGUCUCAUUUCAAGAAGUUUUUUGUACUGUACAUAGAUUUGUUCAAUAAAACAUUGUUCUUAUUGGUAA